Molecule: messenger RNA, 5156 nt
Organism: Exophiala xenobiotica
Lineage: Eukaryota; Fungi; Ascomycota; Eurotiomycetes; Chaetothyriales; Herpotrichiellaceae
Exons: 2
Coding region: 311-4879 (1522 amino acids)
Biological process (GO): protein deubiquitination
Molecular function (GO): cysteine-type deubiquitinase activity
Source: RefSeq, a predicted model, not a curated record
GUCUGGAUCACACUUAUCAGAAACGAAGGGGUCUUGAUUUCUUGUAGACAAUUUUGACUUGUCUUUCAUUUUGUCUGUACAGAUUGUGCAUUCACUCAGACCGGGUUGGCCUGGGGCCAGACUGCGAUUACCACUGUCAGUGCCUGCGGCAGCAUCUGAGCAGGCCCACCGCCUCGCAUUUCGCAAAUUCAGACCCUCAUCGCCUCAAUUCUCUCUUUCAACUUUUCGUCGUCUCUGCAGCACAUGGUCCUGGCGUAUUCGUCACCAGGCCUCAUCCUUACCCAGCCCUCCGAGCAAUCCCUGCCGGGACAUGCCCGCUUCCCAAAAGCAACAAAUCUCACAAUCCAAGGAUGAUUUAGGCACGCAUCUGCGAUCUGCAUCACCAGCUGUUAAGAGAAGGGCGUCUGACAUGGGGGCUCAAGAUCGAGAAACGUAUCCUAGCGAUGUAGAGAUGGAGGACAGUCAGUCGACCAUUUUCACACCAGUGAACCCAGACGCGGCACCAAAUUCAGAUACGAAAGCAAAGCAGCAAGAUCUAGGGCAGAGACACCGUGACAAGCCUUCAAGCGACAGCCUCACGCACACCAGUGAUCCCAGAGCUGUUCAGCAGUCUGCUGCAUCCGACAACAGUGGCAGUUCAACCUCCGACUCCCUUGUCCCAAGUCCUUCGAAUCAGUCCACCGCGGGCACUUCCCUAAACACCGAUGUCCCUCCCUGCGCUGUCUCGAUCCCCUCCAUCGAUGAACAGAUUGCCAAAGUCACCCAAUUGAUGGAUGGCGAGCCGCGUGAUGGUCAGAAAGGUUACUUGCUGUCCAGAAAAUGGUACCAGAGGGUGCAAGCCCGCGGUUCCCACGCCGGCGAGGUUGGAAAGAUAGACAAGUCUGCUACCGAGGGCGAGAUUGGACCGGUGGACAAUUCUGACCUGGCCAUGGUUAUUGAAGAAUCGACUCGACUGGUAGAUCAAGCAGGAGAACCCUACGUCCCACUCCGGCCUGGACUCUCUAUCACCGACGACUACGUGAUCCUUCCACAAGAAGCUUGGGAUCUUGUUGUUUCUUGGUACGGCCUUGCAAAAGACUCGCCAGUCAUCACCAGAUACGCCAUAGAUGAGAGUGUGCCAGGGACACCUCCCCAUAUCGUCUGGGAAUUGAGUCCCCCAAUCUUCUCAUUCCUCAAAGUGCCCGCCGAGCAUACCACUCAAACUCAGCGUGAGAAAGAUCUGCCACCUCGACGAAUGCUUGCAUCCAAGAAGAAGCCGUUCAUGCAAUGGUUAAAGGCAGGGAAGGAAUUGCUUCACAUCAACCUGAGCUCGAAAGUGAGAGUAUGGAGAGUCCUUGGUGGUCUCAAGAGUUCUACGGCUUCUGGCGUGAUGACUCCGACCGCUUCCAGGAGUGCCUCGCCUGCCCCGGGAGCAGAGAUUGUUGCAAGCGCGGGCGACCGAAUGCUACUUGACGUGCAUACCUUCGCUGCUCUUACCGUUGGCGAACAACGCGAAAUGCUUCCGCAUCAAGAUUUGACUGCGGAUCCCAAAUAUAACGGGUCGUCCACUCUAGCCUUUGUCGGACUCGGAAGAGAUGAGGUGAUCGUCUUGGAAGAACAGAAACCUGGCAAGGAGGAAUGGCCGAGCGAGAGCAGCAAACUGAGUUUGAGCAGAGGACUUAAGAAGACCGCGAACAAUCUUACUCCAAGCGGAAGAUCCAGUCCAGCGCCUGGAAUGAUGACUAGAGGGCGACAGAAGAGAGAUGGUAGACCACGUGGCAUCACAGGUUUGAGCAACUUGGGCAACACCUGUUACAUGAAUUCUGCGUUGCAAUGCAUACGCAGCGUUGAGGAAUUGUCACAGUAUUUCUUGCAUGAUCAGUGGAAGAAGGACCUGAAUGUGGACAAUCCUCUGGGCCAUCAUGGUGAGGUCGCAAAAGCAUACGCCAAUCUACUCCAUCAGAUCUACGAUGAGAACGCGAUUUCGACCAACCCUAGCAGAUUCAAGUCGGUCAUCGGAAAGUAUGGCUCAAGUUUCUCGGGUUAUCAGCAGCAGGAUUCGCAAGAGUUUCUCCUUUUUCUACUCGACGGCUUGCAAGAGGAUCUAAACCGGAUCCAUAAGAAGCCUUACAUUGAGAAACCCGACUCCACGGAUGAGAUGGUGCAUGAUAGCGCCGCCCUCAAAGAGUUUGCCGACAAGAAUUGGGACAUCUAUAAAGCAAGAAAUGACUCCGUCAUCACGGAUCUCUUUGCUGGAAUGUAUAAGUCUACAUUGACUUGUCCGGUAUGCCAGAAAGUCAGCAUCAUCUUUGACCCUUUCAACAACCUCACCCUGCAACUACCAAUUGAGAACAAUUGGCAGAAGGAGAUCUUGUACUUCCCACUUGGCAAACGUCCGUACCGAGUUGAUGUCGAUAUCGACAAGCAUUCUAGCAUCAAGUCUCUCAAAGAAUUCAUUGCCUCACGCACAAAAGCCGAUGUCGACCGAAUGGUGGUCGCUGAAUCGUACAAGAACAAAAUCUACAAGAUCUUCGAUAACAAUACCAUCAUUUCGGAAGCCAACAUCCAAAGUGGAGACAUCAUAUGUUGCUAUGAAUUGGAAUGCAUUCCGACGAACUACAACCCGAACAAGCCCAAGAAGUUCUCGCUCUACACUCUCAACCGCGACUCAGAAGAUGACCUGGUGGAUGACGACAGUCCAGAGGCAGACCGCCUGCUCGUGCCAAUGUACAAUAGAUUGGUCAGAAACCCAGCGUCGAGAGUAGGCUCGAAACCAUUCUUCGGCCAGCCAACCUAUUUGGUGCUCACCCGCCAGGAUCGGGCAACGUAUGAUGGUAUAUUGAAGAAGAUCCUGGGCAACAUUUCAGGAAUGACCACCAGAAAUCUGUUUGAAGAAGGCGAGGAUGAGUCUGAGGAAGACGCAGCCACACCUGAAGGAUCCGACACCGUAAUGAUGGGUGAUGACAUGUCAAGCUCUGGGUCCAAUCUCCCGACUGCUAGCUCUGUCCAAGGCGAGGACGGUCUGGUCGACGUUUCAAUGCGGGAUGCCAGCCAAGCUCCCGAAGCGAACUCCGAAUCACCGGGUACAAACAGCACUCAGAGCCUGCACAGAAAGUCAUCCAUCCCUGGAGCGCUUCGACAGCUAUUCUCUAUCCAUGUUGCUUCUACGGGAGAGGGUAUACCCACUGGCUGGAACCAGAUUUCUGAGUCGCAAGACUAUGAUCUGAUCAAUACGCGCAUUCCCAAAGUCUCCCCACGUAGUGCCGAACCGAGCACAUUGUCGAGGCUAGCUAAUGGUGACACCGGCUCCGUGUCUAGCGAUGAUGAGCUCGGUGACAUUGAGCAUGAGGACGCUACCAAUGAUAGCAACGAGUCGGGUUCGGAAACGAAUUCAGGCCCAGUAUUGCAAUCAGGUGCUGACUCAGAUCCCGAUCUGCCUCCUUUGCGCGACUUCGCGAAGUCAAGGAACCCCAAGUCGAAGAAAUUCCAGAGACAGCAAAAGAGAAACAAAGCAUUAGGAAAGCGAGUUCCUCGUCGGACACCGCCGCCACCUCCACAACCGUUGCCUAAAUCUACAGGUCGUGGGUUGAUUCGACCGGGCGAGGCCAUUGUAUUGGACUGGACUCAAGAAGCGCAUGAUGCACUGUUCGGUGGUACUGAAGAGGAUGAAAGCGAGCUGCGUGGAGCAGGCACGUGGAAGAGCGUCGAACUGUUGCAUGACGAAGAAGUGUUGACCAAACGUGCACAGAGAUCAAGCCGCAAGAAGAAUGGCAUUACCUUGGAAGACUGCUUGAACGAAUAUGGCAAGUCUGAAACAUUGUCGGAGCAAAAUGCAUGGUUCUGUCCUCGAUGUAAAGAGCAUCGGCGAGCUGAAAAGAUGUUCGAGCUAUGGAAAGCUCCUGAUAUUCUUGUCAUGCAUCUGAAGCGAUUUAGCUCGAACAGAAACUUCCGAGACAAGCUCGAAGUCAAGGUCGAAUAUCCAACAGAAGGCCUUGACCUCUCCGGCAUGGUCAGAGAUCAGCAAGAUGGCAAGAGCCUGAUAUACGAUCUAAUCGCGGUCGACAACCACUACGGCGGGCUCGGCGGAGGUCAUUACACCGCAUAUGCCAAGAACUUCUUCAACAACGGUUGGUAUGAGUACAAUGAUUCGCAUGUGUCGUCUAAGACGGAUCCUCGAGCAGUCGUUACCAGCGCAGCGUACCUCCUGUUUUAUCGCCGACGGUCAGAGCGCCCUUUGGGGGGGCCGCGACUGGAGGAAAUAUUGGACGCCAGCAACGAUGCAGAAGCCGACUCUGAUAUGCCUGAGAACUCACGGGACUCUUCACCUGUAACGGGGGAAGGUCGGCGUCUCGGCGACUCCUCCCACUCUGGGUUGUCGAGCGCUUUCGCAGUAGGUCAAGCUCACCGCGUGGGAGUGGGUGGCUCGGCAAUGGAAGAGGACAGUCAGGAUCAAGAUCUACUAGCCGGCAACGGAAGUCGACCGAAAUCGAUGGGGCCAGUAAUGUCGGGGGAUGAAUUACCCGGGUAUCCUGAAGAUGAAGGGGUCUCAAUGGAUUAUCCAGGUUUGGGCCCCGGUUGGAGCUUCGAUCGCCUGGGUCAAACACAAGCACCAGCGCCUUCCGAAGAUGGCAUGUUCGGAGACAAGGGCAGCUCUAACGACAGUACCCGAGUUGAGGGCGAUGCGGGAAGCCCCGUGCACAGUCUGUUGGAAUUGGAUGAAACACCGAUCUACAGCGAGGGCCUUACGGGAGAUGAAUUUGCGAGCCGUAACAUGAGGGAGAGUGCACCACCUCCACAAAUCCCUGGAAUGAUGGACGAGGGGGACGAUGACCCUCCUGUGGUGGAGCUUCGAGCUAAUCCGGACAACGAUGAAUUGACAUUUCAUCAACAGAACCAGUGAUAUUGUUUCGGGUCGGUAGCAUUUUUGGAGUGGCAUGGUCUGCCUGGCGUUCGGUUGACGGACGAACAGAAAGUUCAGUUGGCUGUUUGGCAGUAAGCAGUGGCCUGUAUCAUGACACUGGGAAGUAAAAGCCCAGAUGAUAUGAACGGAAAUGGGUAGAGGCCACAAGAAUAUGGACCCUCUUUGGCCAGGGUGACCUUAGUAUCGUGCGCAUCCAAUGUCGUACGCUGAGUAGAGUGAUCAAUGAUCCGACGGGGCAAGGUCGAAGUUCCAGUUA